AUGAAAUCCUGGCACAUUACGAAACAUGGUUCUUUAGAGGAAUUAAAAUUAGAUGAGAAUGCACCUCUCCCAAUUAUAACCGACCCACUAGAUAUCCUGGUUGAAGUUAAAGCCUCUAGCAUUAACCCAAUAGAUGUUGCUAUGUUAGGUGGUUAUGGCUCAAAUAUAAUAGGCUUGUUAAAAACAUUAGAGUCUUUUCCUGUAACACCAAAAGUUAAAUUUCCUCUAACACUUGGUAGAGAUUUCUCUGGAAAGAUUGUUGAUGCUGGGAAAUCUGUUAAUUUGGAGAAAUUAAAAAUUGGCACAGAGGUGUGGGGCUCUGUGAGGAGUACGUACCAGGGUGCACAGUCGCAAUACAUUGUGGUACCAUCUACAGAUAUUUCAUUGAAACCAGAAUCACUGACUCAUGUGGAGGCAGCUUCGAUCCCAUAUGUAGCUUGCACAACAUGGGUAGCUGCAUCCACAUUUGGAAGGUUGGAGCCAAACUGGUUCCUAGAUAAAAAAGUUUUGGUUUUAGGUGGCAGUGGAGGAGUUGGGACAUUUGCAAUUCAGCUUUUCAAAUCAUGGGGGGCAGAAAUAACGACAACAGUUAAUAAAGAUUUUCUUGAAAAGGCUUCUGAACUUGGAGCAACUAAUAUUGUGGACUACACACAACCUGACUGCCAAUUUUUACUCAGUAGUUAUGGAAGCUAUGAUUUUGUGCUUGAUACAAUAAGAAGAAAUGAUUUUAAGAAUGUGCUUUGUCUUUUAAAGCCAGAUCUUUCAUCGAAGUAUGUGACUCUCCUAACUCCAGUUUUGCCAAACACAGAUAAAUAUGGCAUAACGUUAGGACUUGCUAAAUGCAAGCUCGAUCUUGCUUGCUUUGUUUUUGAGGGACUGAAAUUUGGCACUAAAGUUGGCUGGGCUAUUUAUGCACCAAACGGUGAUGCCUUAGAUGAAGUGGCUAAAUUAAUUGAAAACAAAAAAAUAAAACCAGUGAUUGAAACAGUUUAUUCCUUUGACCAGCUACCUUUGGCCAUGAAAAAAGUUUCAUUAAAACACAACAGAGGAAAAACUGUUCUUGAUUAUGAUUUAUGA
Helobdella robusta is the source of this 1077-nucleotide messenger RNA. RefSeq lists its product as hypothetical. The record is from RefSeq and is a predicted model, not a curated record. Gene Ontology annotation, molecular function: zinc ion binding; oxidoreductase activity. The transcript has 9 exons. Gene Ontology annotation, cellular component: mitochondrion. Lineage: Eukaryota; Metazoa; Annelida; Clitellata; Rhynchobdellida; Glossiphoniidae. Bases 1 to 1077 code for a protein of 358 amino acids.